This is a messenger RNA of Lacerta agilis (Sand lizard), 3552 nucleotides long. It is a transcript of the gene CCDC40, whose product is annotated as coiled-coil domain containing 40. Gene Ontology annotation, biological process: axoneme assembly; heart looping; epithelial cilium movement involved in determination of left/right asymmetry. Gene Ontology annotation, cellular component: cytoplasm; cilium. Lineage: Eukaryota; Metazoa; Chordata; Lepidosauria; Squamata; Lacertidae. The record is from RefSeq and is a predicted model, not a curated record. The transcript is spliced from 22 exons. Bases 16 to 3426 code for a protein of 1136 amino acids.
GCAACGGAGGAGAGGAUGGAGCCCAGCGGCAGCCGGGCUGGAUCGGAGCAUGGCGAAAUUGCAGAAGAUGAGAAAAAGGAGCUGCUUGCAAAAGAUGAAGAGACAGAGCAGCUGCAAGAUACAAGUGGCCAAAAUCAAGAUGAUGGGGUGACCACAGAGGUAGGUAUUCAUGAUUCUUCACCAGAAGAAAAUAAUCCCAUGGAGGAAGGAGCAGAAGGUGCUUCUGGAGCAGCCAUGGAGGAAGGGGCAGAAGGUGCUCCUGCAGUGGCUACAGAGGAAGGGGCAGAAGGUGCUCCUGCAGUGGCUACAGAAGAAGGGGCAGAAGGUGCUCCUGCAGUGGCUACAGAGGAAGGGGCAGAAGGUGCUCCUGCAGUGGCUACAGAGGAAGGGGCAGAAGGUGCUCCUGCAGCGGCUGCAGAGGAAGAGGCAAGAACUGCUCCUAUGGAAAUCUUGGAAGAGAUACUCUCAAGAGUGAUGAGUGAGCCCGGCGCACCAAUACCGGGUCUUCCUGAGAGUGGCACCCCCUCCUUUUUGCAGCCUUUCUUUCAGGAAGCGUUUGACACAUUCAGCCUACCUUCCAGAUUGCCCAGUGGGCAAGUGCUAUCUCCUGUAUCUUCAGGGACCAGCAGCCUGAGAUUGGAUACGCCAUUGGGACGCCGUGUGUUGUCAGGUGCCUCUAAGACAGUCAUCUUCCCUGAGUCUAUUGAGGCUGUUUCUCAGCCUUUGUCUCUGCAACCCAGUAUGCUUGGGCCCAUGGAAGAGCAGGAAGAGGACGUGUUGCAAUUUGCUGAGGGGGAUCUCGGUAGCGAAGAGGCAGAGGAAGAAGCUGAGCUUGUUGUGUUGGACCCAGAGCAUCCCUUGAUGAAAAGAUUCCAAACUGCUCUCAAGAACUACCUCAAUAAACAGAUAGGAAAGCUGACUGAAGAGUUUCGGGAAUUGACAGCAGGUGUAAAGACUGCAAAGACUGAGAGGGAAGAACUCGGUGUGAUCUUGUAUGGGGUCCAGCAGCAGUUGGCCCAGCUGCAGAUGGUACUGGAGAAGAACCAUGGUCACCAUGCCCAGAUUGCCAUGGCACGCCGGCAGUUAGAGGAAGAGUUGCAAGACCUCAGGGGCAUGUACAAGAAUACAUGCCAGGGCACUGAGAGUGAGCGUAAAAAAGUUUCGGCCAUGCAGACAGAAAUGGAAAGUCUGUCCCUGCGCCUGUUCUACAUGCAGAACAUGGACCAAGAUGUUCGCGAUGAUAUUGCUGUGAUGAAGAGAACGGUGAAGAAGGCUGAAGUGGACAGGAUGCGAGCAGAGGUGGAAAAGAAAAAACAGGACCUUCACGUGGACCGCCUUGUGACGAGAGUGGAUGAGCUACAGGAGCAGAUUGCUCUGUAUGAAGCCCAACAUAUGGCCCAGGCCGAAGACACCAGAAUCACACGACAAGAAGUGGGAGAGGCAAGUAUAGAAAUACAAGCUAUUCACCUGGAGAAAAAGCAGCUUCUGCAUCAAUGGACUGUCAGUUUGACUGCAAUGAAGCGCCGUGAUGAGGCCUACGCUGCUAUGCAGGAAGCUCUAAGAGAUUCCAGGCACAAGCUGAAGUCGUUGGAGAUUGAGAUUGAAGUUUACAAGAAGUCCAUCAUCAAGGAGGAGGAAAGGAAUGAGCUGUUGGCUGCUAUCUUGAACCGUUCAGAGAACGAUGCCAACACAAGCAGGAAGCUGAUAGCCCAGAGCGUGGCCAAACAGGAUGCCAUGAAAGUGGAAUUUGGUACCUACACCCGUACGCUUCAAGAAACAGAGCAAGCCCUCAAUCGGGCCAAUUUGGAUCGAGCUGCUCGCACGAAUGAAUUGGUUCUCAUUCGCCGAGAGCUAGAGAAAGGUUCGCAAAACAAGCAAGAACUGGAGAACGAGAUCGUGGGCAAGCUGCAAGACCAGCUGAUGUCCAACAAAACAGCAAAAUACUUUUUACAGCUGGGCAUCAAGCUGCAGAACAAAUUGAUGGCUUUGGAGAUGGUGAUUGCUAAUGCAGAAAAUGACAUGGCCCAAACCGCACUGGAUCUAACAAACACCCAAUGCAAGCUAAAUAUGCUUGAAAAGAAACUCUCGGAAGUGGACAAGGAAAUGGAUGCUUUGAACGACCAAAUCAAUCAUAGUGAGAUUGAAAUUGCGAAGCGAAUCCUCCUGAUUGGGCGCAAACAGGGGGUCAUCAACCUGUACAACAAGAAAUUGGAAAUGAUCUUAUCUCAGCUGGGGGGACAAGAGUUGGGGCCACUGGAAAUUGAAAUCAAGAAGCUCUCCAAACAGAUUGAGGACAGUGAUGUGGAGGUGGUGAAGCUACAGAGACACUGGCUGAACAGCCAGAAGGAAUUAGUGAAGCUUACCGGGGUGCGAGAACAGCAGCUGGCAUCCUUGGAUAUGUUAAAGAAAGAAAUCACAAUUAAGGAGCAAAAGAAAGUUCGCAUAGAGAAUGAAAUCCAGCAGGAGAAAAAUGAGUUGAAGGACACUGAGCGUCACAUGAAGAACAUGGCUAACGACUUGGUGAAACUGCAUCUAUUGAUCAAUAAGAACAGCGAGAAUUCUGAAGGGUUGCAACAAGGCAAUACUAUCAUGGAGAAUGAGUUUGUGCGCUCUCUCAAGGUAGCAGAGAGAGAAUCAAUUGAGAUGCAAGAGAAGCUGGACCGACUUCAAGAAGAGAAAGAGAGGCUCCUCAACAGCCUACUCGAGGCAGAAUGUCAGAUGAUGCAAUGGGAGAAGAAAAUACAGCUGGCCAAAGAGAUGCGUGCAGCAGUGGAUUCAGAGACCGGGCAGGGUGAGAUCCGAGCCAUGAAGUCAGAGAUCCACAGGAUGCAGGUAAGGUACCAGCAGCUGAUGAAGCAACAGGAGAAGCUCAUGCGACAUAUGGAGGCAGCGGUUGCCCGCCGAGAGUCCAUUGUGAUUCGUGGAGAGGCACAGAAGAAAAUGAGUAGCAAAGUGUUCACCAGGGGUGAUUUCCAUUACAAGAAGCUGGAGCUAAAGAAAAAGAUCAAAGAGACCCAGAAGCAUGCUGAGGAGUGCAACCAAACCAUCUUUGAACUUGAGAAUUCCCAGGUACACCUUGCUACUGCACUUCAGGAGAAGCACAAUGACAUCUCCCUCUUGAACAUGGAAUUUAAUAAGCUUGAGACAGAAGUGGAUCAUCUGCAGGAGAAGAAACGGCAGAACCUUGCAGAUAUUGUGGCCAACCAGGGGCGCCUGAAGCACCUGCGGUCAGUGAAGGAAGGACGCUACAACCCAGUUUGCCGCGGUGAGUUAAUGGUCCGCAUUGAAAGGCAGAAGCUGGAGGAGCGACUUCACAGCAUCCACAUCAUCCUCCAUCAAAUCGGGCAGGAGCAUCCUCAGCACAAGGCAGCAUUGAAGUUGCUCAUCCAAAGCCUAAACCAUAGGCUGGGUACACCAUCAGUAUAGUAGCAGGGGGCAGGGAAACUAAGACUGAAACUUUUAGAUUUUGCAUAUUUCACAAAUAAAAAUGUUUUUGAGAAUGAUUUGGAACAAUUGUUACUCAUCAUUUAGUGGAUAGUUAAACAUGAAAGA